This is a messenger RNA of Hyla sarda, 900 nucleotides long. RefSeq names its product YEATS domain containing 4 (gene YEATS4). The record is from RefSeq and is a predicted model, not a curated record. The transcript has 7 exons. Gene Ontology annotation, biological process: regulation of DNA-templated transcription. Lineage: Eukaryota; Metazoa; Chordata; Amphibia; Anura; Hylidae. The coding region runs from base 148 to 831 and encodes 227 amino acids.
GCUCACGGCUCCUGGCGCUGAAAUUCGCGCAGCUCUUUGUACGUUGCGCGCUAUCUUCUCGGAGCUGUCCGGUGGUUUCCUGCGGUGAGUGGCGCUGGCUCGUCCGUGAGCUGCUCCUGCCCCUCCCCGGCCGCCUCCUGCUCCAAUAUGUUCAAGAGGAUGGCUGAAUUCGGCCCGGACUCCGGAGGGAGAGUUAAGGGAGUAACAAUUGUAAAGCCUAUUGUCUAUGGAAAUGUUGCACGUUACUUUGGUAAGAAGAGAGAAGAGGAUGGGCAUACACAUCAAUGGACAGUUUAUGUUAAACCUUAUCGUAAUGAGGACAUGUCUGCCUAUGUGAAGAAGAUUCAGUUUAAACUGCAUGAAAGCUAUGGAAAUCCUUUAAGAGUUGUAACUAAGCCACCUUAUGAAAUUACUGAGACUGGAUGGGGUGAAUUUGAGAUCAUCAUAAAAAUAUUUUUUAUUGAUCCAAAUGAAAGGCCUGUCACGUUGUAUCAUUUGCUAAAAUUAUUUCAGUCAGACACAAAUGCCAUGCUGGGGAAAAAGACUGUUGUUUCAGAAUUUUAUGAUGAGAUGAUUUUCCAAGACCCUACAGCAAUGAUGCAACAGCUUCUAACUACAUCCCGUCAAUUAACCCUUGGAGCAUAUAAACAUGAAACGGAAUUCACAGAUCUAGAAGCUAAAACCAGAGAUACAUUAGAUUCUGCCAAGAAGAAGACAAGUUUUGAAAUAUCUGAAUUGAAGGAGAGACUAAAAGCCAGUCGUGAAACUAUUAACUGUUUAAAAAAUGAGAUCAAGAAACUUGAAGAAGACGACCAGUCUAAAGACAUAUAAAUGAACUGAUUGUGGAGCAUCCCGUGUGUUUAUUUUUUUGUAAAUAAAUUUUAAGUAUAUUUUAUAGCA